Molecule: messenger RNA, 1686 nt
Organism: Asterias rubens (European starfish)
Lineage: Eukaryota; Metazoa; Echinodermata; Asteroidea; Forcipulatida; Asteriidae
Exons: 5
Coding region: 1-1686 (561 amino acids)
Cellular component (GO): extracellular region
Source: RefSeq, a predicted model, not a curated record
AUGGGAUGCGGCGGCUCCACAGUACGCGAUGGGUCAAAUGGUACCACCGGACCUCAGCACACCUCCAACGGACAAACUGAACGCGGGAGGCAGGGGGAUGCCUUUAAAACAGUGUGCUCUGAAAACGACCCUCAAAAUAGGAAUGGUCCUCACACGCAGCAGAAUAAUGAUGCAGAGUUUGGGGAACCACCGAAGAAAGACACAGACAAACCUAAGAUAGAUGGUGAGGUCAGAACUACGUCAUCGGAUGAGGCUGAAGGCGAUCCUCAUAAUGGAAAGAUUCCUCUUAUCAAAUCAUCUCAGCAGAGUGGCACAGAAGAAGGUAACACACAUCAGAAACCACCCGAUGACAGUAAUAACAAUGAAACACGUCCAUUGUUCUCUAUGUAUUCUCCAAAACAACAGCCUAGGAACAGUCAAACACAUGAGGUAACAGAAUCAGUACCUCCUGUACUCAGUACUAACAAUGAGAGAAACCGCACUCCCGAACCCAUUCCCAAUUCAGACUCCAAUGGGCCGCUGGAAAGUAAGAAAGAACCCAGCAAGAAGAAGAAAGAUUCCCGUCCUCCGAAGGAAACGAACUUGGAACGUAUCCGACGCGAGGCGUUGGAGGUACACAACGUGUACAGGGCGAGACACGGCGUGCCUCCACUCGUCCUCAGCGGCAAGAUUAACAACCUCGCGCAGAGCUGGGCGGAGACGAUGGCCAAGACCGGCAAGUUUGAACACAGUCCGAGCAGCAGCCGGCCGGGGUGUGGGGAGAAUAUCUACUACUCGGCGUCAACGGCUUUUGACAUCAACGCUGUAACAGGUGGAAAAGCAACAAAGGCAUUUUAUGACGAAAUAGACGAUUAUGAUUUCAACAAACCCGGAGAAAAACCAGCCUCCGGAAAGAUGAUAGGUCAUUUCACUGCGCUUAUAUGGAAGAAUUCAAAAGAGCUUGGUGUUGGCAUGGCAACCUCUAGAAAGGGCAAACGGGGUCACGUGUACAUCUGCUGCAACUACACUCCACCAGGGAACUGGAGAGGUGCCGAGAACUACAUAGAGAAUGUGCCGCCUCUUCUGCCGAACAUUGGCUCGCUCGAACCCAUAGAUGUAGAGAAUGAGAAUUUUGAGGACGAGGACAGUAUUGAUGAUAAAGAUGAACUCGAGAAAGCAACAACAGCGCCCUCUGGCGGUAAUAUGACGCACUUGGAACGCAUCCGACUUGAGGUUCUGGAGAUGCAUAAUGUGUACAGAGCUAAGCAUGGUGUCCCGCCCCUUACGCCCAGUAAGAAGAUAAAUAAAUACGCGCAGAGGUGGGCAGAGACGAUGGCGAAGACUGGCAAGUUCGAACACAGUUCCGACGGACAGAGACCAAACUGUGGGGAGAAUAUCUACUUCGCAGGGUCAACAAACUUUGAUCUUGCCAACAUAAACGGUGGUCAAGCAACAACCUCCUUCUACGACGAAAUCAAGGACUACAAUUUCAAGAAGCCGGGAGAAAAACCCAAAUCUGGAAAAGUUAUAGGUCACUUUACAGCUCUCGUCUGGAAAGAUUCCAAGGAACUCGGUGUUGGCAUGGCUACCUCCAAAAAGGGCAAAUGGGGUUACGUGUACAUCUGCUGCAACUACAGCCCACCAGGGAACUGGAGAGGUGCCGAGAACUACGUAGAGAAUGUGCUUCCUCCAACAUCCGGGUCUUAA